Messenger RNA from Spea bombifrons (plains spadefoot toad), 951 nucleotides. RefSeq names its product mannose-P-dolichol utilization defect 1 (gene MPDU1). NCBI's taxonomy places the organism in Eukaryota, Metazoa, Chordata, Amphibia, Anura, Pelobatidae. The transcript is spliced from 7 exons. The record is from RefSeq and is a predicted model, not a curated record. Gene Ontology annotation, biological process: oligosaccharide biosynthetic process. Bases 72 to 800 code for a protein of 242 amino acids.
GUAGAGGUCAGAGUGUAGGAUCGCAUAGGAUCAGGAAGUGCCUGGCUGUCCGGCUUCGUGGAGCAUACAGAAUGGAGGCGCUACGGGGUUUGCUGGUCCCGGGGAUCCUACCCGAACGUUGCUAUGACGAGUUCUUCGUACGGUUUAAUCUGCUGGAAGUUGUGUGUCUGAAGAUCCUGGUCAGUAAGCUCCUGGGCAUCGGGAUCAUAGUCGGCUCUAUACUCGUCAAGGUGCCGCAGAUAGUAAAGAUCCUGCGAUCGGGGUCAGCCGAGGGGCUCAGCUUUCAUUCUGUGCUGCUGGAGUUACUGGCGUUAACGGGGACCAUGGUGUACAGCGUCACGCGGGGAUUCACUUUCAGCGCGUGGGGGGAGGUGCUGUUCCUGAUCAUACAGACUCUUAUAAUAGGGUUUCUGAUCCAGCACCUCGGACGCCGGACAGCGUGGGGGGCAGUCUUCCUGGGUAUAUACUUCACUCUGGUCGCCGUCCUGCUGUCUCCUGUCACCCCUAUGGCUGUAAUCACCGCCCUGCAAGCUUCCAACAUGCCGGCCGUCAUCAUCAGCAGACUGAUUCAAGUGCUAACAAACUAUAGAAAUGGCCACACGGGGCAGCUCUCUGCAGUGACUGUUACACUUCUGUUUCUUGGGUCUUUGGCCCGAAUAUUUACUUCCAUUCAGGAGACGGGGGACCCUCUCAUGGCCGUCACCUUUGUCGUCUCAUCUACCUGUAAUGGAGUCAUCUUAGCCCAGCUGCUGUAUUACUGGAACGUCAGCCCAAUCGGCAAGAAGAAGAAGCGGAGUUAGAGGUGCAGUCCCGCCUCCGGCGACGUUCCCUGCGCUGAGCCAAUCACGCUGCUUCCUGAUCUCCCCGCUUCUACUCCACUCCCUUUUCCAUCAGAAUCAAUGUGUGUCUUAAGCGAAGGGUUAAAUUUCAACAUGGAUUUUUAAAAAAAUA